AAAUGGCGUCAGGUGAGGAGAGGAAGGCGUCCUUCGGGGAUGAAAACCAGCUUCAAGCAAUACUGGUGGAAUUAAAUUCACAGAGAAACAUAUCAAGGUUUUGCGAUGUCAUCCUGAAAGUAUGUGGUGAUCAGAUAUUCGCACAUUCCAAUGUAUUGGCAGCAGCUAGUCCUUAUUUUGCGUCCUUCCUCGGACUUGGACAGGAUUCACCACGGGCAUUUUCUCAAAAAAAUCCUCAGAUCAUUGAGAUCCAUAUUGAUGGUAGCGACGGGGACAGUGGUUAUGGAGACGCAGUUCACAGGGUUGUAGACUUCAUGUACACUAGUAAUAUUCACUUGAAUUACAAUGUACUUACUCCUGUUUUGGAAAUUGCUAAAAUCAUGCAAAUGAACAAAAUUCUGGAAUUCUGUGAUCUAUUCCAACGUGGUGAAGAUGGUGUUAAACCAAAAGAAACAAAAAUUAUAAGUGAUGCAAACACCCAGACAAGCGUGACUUAUUCCCAUCGUAUUCAGUCUGAUCCACCCAAUAAAUAUGAUAAAAUCGAACAACCGCCGAAAUCGGAGGUAAAACGAAAAAGAGGUAGACCAAGGAAAAUUCAAGAGCAUAUUCCAUUAGAUAUUCCAACAGCAUUUGAUCAAGAGGAAUUGAAGGAUGAGACAGAAGAAGUUGAGGAAAAUGAUAAAAAAGAGCAAGAUAUUUUAGAGACAGAGGAGGAAAUGUAUAUAAAAGAUGUUGAUCAUGAUCAAUCAGACUUAUUGACAUAUAGUGUAGACAAAUUUGAAACUUCAGUUGAAAACACGAAUGAAGAUGAACCUGAAAGUACACCUGAUGGUCGACCAAUUAGGAGGGUACGUGGCAAACGACCAAAACACUUCGAAAAUUAUGUGGACAGUCCCAUGGUAUGUUACAAUGUCACGAAGUCAAAAUCUGGGAGAGAAAUAUAUGAAUGCCAGGAUUGCCCUUACAAUUCAGAAGUCAUGUAUCAUUUCAGAAGACACCGCUCUUCUCAUUUGAGUGCCGGUUCUAAAUACAAAUGUGACAAAUGUGACUUUUCUACCCCACGACUAAAAGUUCUCACUAAUCACCACCGGAACCAUUUGCAUGAAGACAAUAAAUGCAGCUUUUGUGAUUUUCAGGCUGAUGACAAGCAAAUACUGAAAGAACACCUGGAAAAACAUUCUGGACAAUACCCAUAUUUUUGCCAAUUUUGUGAGACCAAAUUCAAAACAAAAACUCAACUAAAUAUUCAUCUUCCAAAGCACUUGGACAACAAACCAUUUGUAUGCACAGAAUGUAAUGCUGGAUUUAAAUGGAAGCAUGCACUGAAGAACCACAUGAUUACUCACAGCCAAACGAAGGACCACCUUUGUGAUAUCUGUGGAUUCACCACAGCACAUAAAAGCCAGUUGAAAGCACAUAGACUAAUACACACUGGAAACACAUACAAGUGUGAAGUUCCUGGUUGCACAUUCCAAGCAACAAAGCGACAAAACUUGAAAUAUCACAUGCUAACACAUACUCAUGAAAAACCUCACCAAUGUGAAAUAUGUGGACAAAGUUUUUCUCUGGUAAAAAAUAUGAAGAGACAUAUGCUACUGCAUACAAAUACACGACAGUAUAAAUGUAAAUUAUGCAUAUUUUCCACAACCCGCUAUGACAAGCUCAAAGACCACAUGUUAAAACAGCAUGGAGAGGGAGAAAUGCCAAAAAAGAGGUUCAGAUUAAAUGACUAUCAAAAAAGUGUCGUUCCUGGAGAAACCAUAAACUUUGAGGAACUUGGGGAUGGUGAAGUGAUACCAAACAUUGUUCAUGUUGAAAACACUAUGAGUACAGCACAAUGUAAGAUUGAUGAAAAUGCCACUGGUGAGCAACAAAUUUUCAUCACAAACCCGGCUGGGGAACCUUUUCCGAUCACCCUUACCAGGAUAGACAACAUGGAGGGUGUUAACACUGGCUGUUACCAAGCUAUCCAACUGGUGACACAUGUGGAAUAAUUAACUGGUGACACAGGUGGAAUAAUUAACUGGGGAAUAAUCAUUAAUGGAUGGCUCAUGUGGAAUAUGGCUCAUAUACCUUAUUUGACCUAAUAAGGGCGCCCCCUCCCUUUUUUCAAGGAAAUAAAUCUUUGACCGAGUGUCAAAAUGGUGUUCAAAAGUAAUAAUUCAUGUGAAGUGUUUUGCUACUUUAUGUGUUGAAUUUUCUUCUGCAAAUUAAUAUAAGUAACUGGAACACAGUUUUUGCCACAUUUUGUCUAUUCCUACAGAUGACAUAUGCAUGUCAGUGCAAAGAGCACCCGAAACUAAACGCACAUACAAAUAAUAACUUACCAUUUUUAUUUGAAGAU
This is a messenger RNA of Pecten maximus, 2344 nucleotides long. RefSeq names its product GDNF-inducible zinc finger protein 1-like. The record is from RefSeq and is a predicted model, not a curated record. Bases 3 to 1994 code for a protein of 663 amino acids. Lineage: Eukaryota; Metazoa; Mollusca; Bivalvia; Pectinida; Pectinidae. Gene Ontology annotation, molecular function: protein binding. The transcript has a single exon.